AUGAGUGGGCAGGAAAAGACGGAGCAGUCAUGUGGGCAGUACGGCAGGGACGCCCCCUGGUACCCCAUGAGAAAAUGGUGGCAGUCCAGCCGUCUUUUCAGUCAGGAUGUUGGCCUGCCUCCUUUCCUGGAGCCUCGAGACCCUAAGUGGGUGGAUGUGGAGCUGCUCCAGAGGAGUUUGGCAGCCUCUUCCUGGCCAGGGUACAUACCCGCUCCCCUGUUUGUGCCCUACAUCUCUGCUGCGAUGCAUCAUCCCAGGCAGAUGAGUAAGGAGCAGUACAAGUGGCAGGUCAGCCUGGACGUGGCUCACUUCUCCCCCUCUGAGAUUAGUCUCAGCGUCAGUGACGGAUUCCUGGAGGUCGGAGGGAAACAUGAGGAGAGGCCAGAUGAGCAUGGAUUUAUUGCCAGAUGUUUUACAAGGAAAUACAGGCUCCCGGCUGAGAUUGAUGUUUCCAAAAUUGCAUCCACACUUUCUGUUGAUGGUAUCCUGACUGUGGAAGCUCCAGUUCCUGAAACCUCUGUUCCUGCAGUCAUCAUUAUACCCAUAAAGGUAGAGAUGGAGGCAGCUGGAGAAAUAAAGGAGCAAUAUGAAGCUCCUGAUACAAACCCAGAUAACAGCAGAGCACCAGAGGACCCAGACAGUACGUGUGCAGAGGAUUGUGGGGAUGAGUCUCCAGUAGAGGUCCGUGGUGAUCAGGCACACCCAGACAGCUCUGCUGCUGGAUUUCAACAGCACGAAGAGAGGAAGGAACAAGAGAAGGAGACCCAUGAAAAGCCACCUGGAAUAUCCAACCCUUCAGAAGCUGCAACUGGCGAAAGCACAGAGAGUGUUCCAGAUUCUUUAAAGCACCAUGAAGACCCUGAAAGCCAAGAGCACCCAGACAAAGACCUGUCCAAACAGCAAGAACACAAAGAGCCAGACCUGGAUGAAGAGAUCCAGGUAAUGGCAGGCACAGAGGAGGCUGCUGUGGAAAUGAUUCAUCCCGAGGAACCAGAGCUGGGCAAGGGUCCACCGAGCAAGGUCCUGAGCCAACAGCUGGAGGCUCCUGACAUAAAACAAGAACACACUAAGUAG
This is a messenger RNA of Labrus bergylta (ballan wrasse), 1074 nucleotides long. RefSeq lists its product as uncharacterized. Gene Ontology annotation, cellular component: nucleus; cytoplasm. Gene Ontology annotation, biological process: response to heat; protein refolding; negative regulation of apoptotic process. NCBI's taxonomy places the organism in Eukaryota, Metazoa, Chordata, Actinopteri, Labriformes, Labridae. The record is from RefSeq and is a predicted model, not a curated record.